CCAUGAAUGAGUGCCUUUUAUGUGCAGUAAGCAGACUGCAUCUCAGCUGGUAGACCUGCCUGAAAACCACCUCACUACACAUCUUGGGUGGAUUUCAGGGAUUACGGCGCCAUGUAUCUGAAUACCCUGGUAAUCUGGCUAGUUGACACCGAAGAGUGAGGUGUUCGGAGGCUGUAGCUCGGCUUCUUAGCCAUGGAAACAGAGGGGCCGCCUGCUGCACCAGGCCAGUAUAGCCAGCCCGGUCAGCCAGACCCAGUGCUGGGGCUUCGGAGUCUCUCCUUUGCCUACCAGGGCUUGCUAGAGAUCCCCUACGAAGUCAUACUAGCCCAGCAACACACCCUGGAAGUGUUGGACCUCAGCUACAACCUGCUGGAGGACCCAGCUCUCCUGGGUGAACUGGAGCAGCUCAGCACUCUGAUCCUGGACUGCAACAGCUACUCGUCCCACGUCAAAUUCCCCUACAUGCCAAGCGUCACCACCGUGUGGAUCAACAAGAACAAGAUCAGCAACCUGCCCAUCUUCGUGGAGGAGAUCCACCGCAAGUUUCCCAACAUCAAGAUCCUCAGCAUGAUGAACAACGAGGCCGCACCCAGCUACUUCAAUGGAGGGAGUCUGCCCCAGUACAUAGACUACAGGCAGUAUGUGAUCAGUCAGAUCCCAAGCCUGACGAUCCUGGAUGACACUGAGGUUCUGGGGAAAGAGAGAGCGCAGGCUAAGAAGACCUAUAGGAUGCAGAGGAUCAGGGAAGGCAGCAAAAGGAGGAAGGAGCUCCAUCGUUGAACCCUCCUUAAUAGUGCUACCUAUAUAACUGAUCUGAAGACGUAUCAAGAUGAGCAAAUCAUUAAUUCUAGCGAUAGAUGAUUAGUUCAAGCAAGCUAGCACCAGUUGUAAAUAUAUUGUCAACAUGUAAUUUGUUAAAAUGAAAAUGGGAUACUUUUUGUUAUGAUUUUCUAUGGACAUGGGGAAUUUCCCUUAUCAUUAAAGAAAUGAAGGGAAGAUAUUCCAUUUGAAUGGUGAAUGAAGAUGUUUUGCAAAAGUAAAUAAUUCCAUGUCACACUCAAAUGUCAUUUUGUCAUUACUUGUAUGUUACAUAUGUUCCUUUGGCAAGAAAAGAGCUUAUUUAGGCCUAUGAGAUAUCAAAUUACCAGUGUACUGACCGAUCUGUCAAAAUGACCAUUGAAAAGUCCUAACUCAGAGAGUGAGAGUGACAACGUGGAAUUAACAUGACAAGCAUGGUUGAGAAAUGGAUUGUUUCCUCAGUGUCCAAUUAUCUAUUUGAAAAGUUAGUUUAAAUCUUUAUCUUGUGGCAUUAAAGAUGAAGUGAUACACA
This is a messenger RNA of Salvelinus fontinalis (brook trout), 1330 nucleotides long. RefSeq lists its product as uncharacterized. Bases 193 to 780 code for a protein of 195 amino acids. Lineage: Eukaryota; Metazoa; Chordata; Actinopteri; Salmoniformes; Salmonidae. The record is from RefSeq and is a predicted model, not a curated record. The transcript has 5 exons. Gene Ontology annotation, molecular function: protein binding.